CAGUGAUGGGUUAACUACCAUUUACUAUAUGUCUACCUAUGUAGAGGGUACAGGCAAACUACAGAAAAGGAUAUCUUGCUACGGUCAAAGGUCAUAAUGAACGCCUUUCGUAGGGCAUAGAAUGAAUGGUGUUAUAAAGGACUAAGGACUAGGACUAAGACAAGAAAUAGGCGAAAGCUACAUCGAACAAAGCAUGCAGAUCAACGACAUUAAAAUCAGUAGUCAUUUUUAAAAUUUUUGAUAUUUCACAAUGUUUUUAGACAAAUUGGUAUCGUUUAUACAGUAAGUUUCAAGAUGCCGGUAAUGGACGUGGACACUGCCCUUCAGACUAUCGGUUAUGGGUUUGGCCAGGUGAUAAUUUUCAUCGUUUGCUUCUUCACGUACAUGUACUCCGUAUCCGAAGCCAUGAGUGUGUCCUAUAUCGUGGUGCUGACGUCAUGCGAGUUUGCGACGACCGCAGGUGAGAAGACUCUAUUGGCUAACUCCCUGUUGGGUGGAAUGGUUGCCUCCGGACUGUUCGUUGGCAUGCUGGCGGAUAAGUAUGGCCGGAAGUUCACGCUCCGGCUAGCAUUAAUAGGAGCAUUGGGCUUCUCAAUGCUAUCCGCUUUGAUGCCAAACCUUUAUGCAUUGUCGAUAACACGGAUGAUUGUGGGACUUUUCCUCUCCGCAGUUGCCUCCUUACAAGUGGCCUUUCUGACGGAGUUUCAUACACCCAAAUGGCGGCCACUCGCGGUCACCCUAUGCAGCCAAUCGCAGAGCAUGGCUUUGAUAUACUGUCCACUGGUGGCCAUGGCCAUCUUGCCCCACCACUUCACCGUUACUCUUAGCAGUCAAUUUGAUAUGCGCCCCUGGCGGUUUCUGAUGAUGGCCGUGGAGAUUCCCGGCUGGAUAGCUCUUGUGGGUAUCUGUCUUGUGCCCGAGACUCCGUAUUUUCUCUUGUCCAUCAAUAAUGGGGAAAAGGCCAUCUUGGCCCUGAAAUGGAUAUGCCGGAAGAACAGAAAAAACUGGGAGGACUUCGACAUUAUUUUGGCCGAAAAUGAAAGAGCCACGGUCGUACCGGAGGGAUUCUUUAGUAGCUUUUUGUAUGAUAGUUUCCGCCUCUUCAGGAAGCCUUAUUUCACCAAAUUUUUCAUUUGUCUGAUGCUCAUUUUUGGACUAUUCUUCAACUCCGUUGGCAUGGGCAUAUGGUUUCCAGUUAUCCGCAACAUGGACAAUAGCGUCUCUCUACGGCUGUGUGACCUCAUCAAACGUAAUCCACAAUUUGCGAGUUCCAAGGAAAAGCUUGUCAAUGGCACGGAAACGGAGGUGCCGCCAACGUGCCACGAUGUGAUGACUAACCUGAUUGAUCCCAUCUACUAUGGCUUUUCCUACAUGGGAUGUUAUAUUCUGUCGACUAUUUUGUUGCAGUGCCUUCUCCGGAAGUAUGUGAUCGCGACCCACAUCAUAGUGGCCUUCGUCUUGGGAUUGGGGCUAAAUGUUGUGAAACAACCUACUAUGUUGCUGAUCUCCUACACCCUCAUGAUAACUUUACCAGGGGUCCUCAUCCCGCUGUCCACGUCGGUGUUAAUCGACUUUCUUCCCACUCAUUUGCGAGGAAAGGCAAUCUGCUUAGUCAGAUCCAUUGCGCGGUUUGGAGCCCUGCUGGGCAGCACUUUGGUUGGGAUGUUGUUAAAGGUCUCCUGUGAUCUAACCUUGAACAUAUUCAUUCUAUACCUGGCUGUUUGUAUCGUUUUGGCCCUCCUUCUACCCGAAUAGAGGCUCGCAGAGUUGAAGACAAUAUUCAUUUUUACUGUGCUUUGUCUAUAUAUAAAUACAAUUGGAAGAUAUGAAAGCCGUUUGCCUAGCAA
Molecule: messenger RNA, 1847 nt
Organism: Drosophila eugracilis
Lineage: Eukaryota; Metazoa; Arthropoda; Insecta; Diptera; Drosophilidae
Product: putative transporter SVOPL
Exons: 4
Coding region: 295-1755 (486 amino acids)
Biological process (GO): transmembrane transport
Cellular component (GO): membrane
Molecular function (GO): transmembrane transporter activity
Source: RefSeq, a predicted model, not a curated record